Molecule: messenger RNA, 6093 nt
Organism: Oncorhynchus keta (chum salmon)
Lineage: Eukaryota; Metazoa; Chordata; Actinopteri; Salmoniformes; Salmonidae
Gene: ache
Product: acetylcholinesterase
Exons: 11
Coding region: 433-2325 (630 amino acids)
Biological process (GO): acetylcholine catabolic process; choline metabolic process
Cellular component (GO): plasma membrane
Molecular function (GO): acetylcholinesterase activity
Source: RefSeq, a predicted model, not a curated record
UAUCAGUGACAGUCUCCCCCUGUCGUCAUAACAGCAUAGUACGGCUCUGACACUACCUCCACUCAAUACCGAGAGAGAGGGGCACAAUAAACAGAAGACAUCUGUGUCUGACAUCGAGGCAGCGAAGACCGUAAUUUAAACCGCGCGUCUUCGCUCCCCAACUAGAAACCCUCCUCACCCCAUGAACGGUGCCGGUGACACGGGGUUUAACGUCCUCUAAAGACGGUGACAGGGCGAGGAGGGAACGUUGCCUUCCGGGGGGAUUCAGCGAAGCAGCAGCUGAAGCAGGGUUGAUUUGGUUUUGACCACUGGAGGACCCACCACUAACUAGCUGGAUCUGAGGGACUCCAGACAGAACAGAGACCACACACCUCCGACUACAUAACAUCAGAACCAAGAAGUCCACAAUCAGCAAACAACAGCAACAGCACCAUGCAUACCUCCAUCUUCUUCCUCCUCCCCUUCUUCCUCCUUUCUCUCCUCGCCACCUCUUCUUCUUCCCAGAGUGACUCUCCAGAACUCGUCGUCGCCACGCGGGCAGGACGUGUCCGCGGCUUCCGCCUACCGACGCCGGACCGGAGUCACGUGACCGCUUUCCUCGGAAUCCCAUUUGCGGAGCCCCCACUGGGCAAGAAGCGCUUCCGAAAGGCGGAGCCCAAGAAGCCAUGGUCGUACUUGUUCGAAGCUAGCUCCUACCCCAACGCCUGCUACCAGUUCGUUGACACCUCUUUCCCCGGGUUCCAGGGAAGCGAGAUGUGGAACCCCAACAGGGAGAUGAGCGAGGACUGCCUCUACCUCAAUAUCUGGGUCCCCACCUCCGCCAGACCUCACAACCUCACCGUGAUGGUAUGGAUCUACGGAGGAGGGUUCUACAGCGGAUCAUCGUCCCUGGACGUGUACGAUGGCCGCUACCUGGCUCACUCGGAGAAGGUGGUGGUGGUCUCCAUGAACUACCGCAUCGGGGCCUUUGGGUUCCUGGCUCUCCAUGGCUCCUCAGAGGCCCCUGGGAACGUGGGGCUCUUAGACCAACGCAUGGCCCUCCAGUGGGUCCAGGAUAACAUACACUUCUUCGGGGGCAACCCCAAACAGGUGACCAUCUUUGGGGAGAGUGCUGGAGCAGUCUCUGUUGGGAUGCACCUCCUGUCUCCCGACAGUCGACCCACCUUCACCCGAGCCAUCCUCCAGAGUGGAGCCCCCAACUGCCCCUGGGCCACUGUUACGCCAGCUGAAGCCCACCGUAGGGCCGUCAUGUUGGGGAAGCUCGUCGGGUGCCCCUCGGGGGGUAACGAUACGGAGCUGGUGGACUGUCUUCGCAACAAGCCCCCGCAGGAGCUCAUUGACCAAGAGUGGCAGGUCAUGCCGUGGUCUGCCAUCUUCCGUUUCUCCUUUGUGCCCGUCAUCGACGGCGUGGUCCUUCCAGACAACCCCGAGGCCAUGCUCAGCUCAGGCAACUUCAAGGACACCCAAAUCCUGCUGGGGGUCAACCAGGAUGAGGGGUCCUUCUUCCUCCUCUAUGGAGCCCCUGGCUUCAGCAAGGACAAUGAGUCACUGAUCUCGCGCGAGGACUUCCUGGAAAGCGUGAAACUGAGCGUUCCGCAUGCCAAUGAGAUCGGCCAGGAGGCUGUGGUUCUGCAGUAUACUGACUGGUUCGAUGAGAACAACGGGGUGAAGAACCGUGAUGCCCUGGACGAUGUGGUCGGAGACCAUAAUGUCAUCUGCCCCCUGCAGCACUUUGCCAGGAGCUAUGCCCAGUUUCACUCUAACCAGGGUGCCAACAAUGGGCAACCAGCGGGCAACGCAGGGGCCACGGCGAAGGAUGGGAACUCACAAGGUGGAGUGUACCUGUACCUGUUUGACCACCGUGCGUCUAACCUGGCGUGGCCUGAGUGGAUGGGCGUUAUCCAUGGUUACGAGAUAGAGUUUGUGUUCGGCAUGCCGCUUGAGAAGAGACUGAACUACACAGCCGAGGAGGAGAAACUGAGCCGACGCAUGAUGAGAUACUGGGCCAACUUCGCACGCACCGGUAACCCCAAUAUCAACUUUGAUGGCAGUGUGGAUAGCAGGCGGAAGUGGCCCCAGUUCACCAACAGUGAACAAAAACACGUGGGUCUGAACACGGAAUCCAUGAAGAUCCACAAGGGCCUGCGGAAUCAGCUGUGUGCAUUCUGGAACCGCUUCCUGCCACGCCUCCUCAACAUCACCGAUAACAUAGACGAGGCAGAGCGUCAGUGGAAGGUGGAGUUCCAUCGCUGGUCCUCCUACAUGAUGCACUGGAAGAGCCAGUUCGACCAUUACAGCAAGCAGGAGCGCUGCACUGACCUCUGAGGAGAGAGAGAAAGAGAUGAUGAAGACCUUGUCCUUCCAUAGUUUCCUACAUUUCUUCAUGUGAUAUGAUUUGUUAAGGCUUUGCAGUUUAACUCGACGAAGGCCAAACAGUGGAUUCCUUUCCCCCACAAAAUCACAUUUAAUGUGUCACAAAUCAUACUUUCUGUGUGUUUUUUUGUUUUUCCAUUGCAGAUGUUUGGCUGCCUUAAAACACGUCCAUAAGCUGACAAUUUAUCAGCAUCAAAUUUAUUAUGGAAGGUGGUCAUUGAUGAAGGCUGUGAAACGGUGAACAUUUCAAAGGUGUGUCAUUACAGUACCUCUGAAGACUGUGUGUAUGUGUGUGUGCGUGUAUGCAUGCAUCCGUGGGCAUGUGUGUGUGUGUGUGUGUGUGUGUGUGUGUGUGUGUGUGUGUGUGUGUGUGUGUGUGUGUGUGUGUGUGUGUGUGUGUGUGUGUGUGUGUGUGUGUGUGUGUGUGUGUGUGUGUGUGUGUGUGUGUGUGUGUGUGUGUGUGUGUGUGUGUGUGUGUGUGUGUGUGUGUGUGCGCGGAAGUGUGGUACGACUGAACCUCUGUGUUCCACAUCACUCUUUUUUUUUUUUUACUUUUUCUUUAUUAUUUUCCAGUUGAUACAAAUCUCGCUAUCUGCUUAUUUUUAAUGAUCUUUAUUUAAAACAGCUAUUAUGACCACUGUUCCACUGUCUAACCAUGUAUCCGUUCACUUGGCGUUCGUCCAUCUCUUAUAUCUGCCCCCCGUUCUUCUAUCCUUCUUUCUUUCUCUCUGACUAUUAGUUAGGUUAUCUGUUGUUGUAUCUGUGUCGUGUCUUCUCCCGUGUCUCAAAUAACACCCUAUUCCCUAUAUGGUGCACUACUAAGCUCUGGUUGAAAGUAGUGCACUCCAUGUGGAAAAGAGGUGGGAUUCAGAAAUACAAUCUGUGUCUGUGUAGCGUCUUCUUUUGCAUCUCAAAUGUACACCCGAUUCCCUACAUAAUGCGCGACUAAACUCUGGUCGAAAGUAGUACAUGGAAUAGGGUGUGAUUUGGGAUGUAGUCUGGGUGGGUCCAAACCUAAAACCUCUGAUCAAUUAUUAUAGGAAUCUGGAGCCAUGUAAAUCGCUGUGUGCUGGGUUAGAAUAUAACUACACUGAAAAAAAAACACAGUUAAGACUGUGUGUGUGUGUGUGUGUGUGUGUGUGUGUGUGUGUGUGUGUGUGUGUGUGUGUGUGUGUGUGUGUGUGUGUGUGUGUGUGUUACACUACAUGGAUAUAAACAGACAAGUGCAUACAAAGUUCAUACACACACACUAUCACUCUCUCACACACCAAAACACACAGAGUGGAUUGAAAAGCGUGCACGGAGGACCAGUACUCACAAGUUCAGCGUUCAACAAGAUAGACAUGUAGUCAUGUUAUAUGUCACACGUCUAUCUUGUUCAUCGCUGAACUCCGUGCACUUUUCUCAAUCCACUCUGUGUGUUUCGGUGUGUGCGAGAGCGAUAGUGUUUGUAUGCACUUGUCGGUAUAUAUCCACAUACCUCUGUCAAUCACCUAUAUGUAGCCGAGCACUUGUGAAUGUCAGUCACACCCACUGUUGUUUGUUCUGGCGUCAGAAUGCAGUAAAGUAUUAUAUUUUGUGGGCGUGAGGGUGUGUGUGUGUGUGCAUACUACUAAUAUUGUCUCUGUGCCAACGGGUCGAUGUGUCUUGUUCCCCUCCAUCUCUCUCUUUUGUCCUAUCCAUCUCCCUCCCGUCUCAACCCCCCUCUCUCCAUCUCUCUCUCCUCCAUCUCCCCAUGUCCCCAGAGGACGAACGGUUCUCGUUAGUCUAAUGGAGACUGAAGUAAUUCACUCAGUGUGUGCCUGUUGGUGUGUGUGUGUGUGUGUGUGUGUGUGUGUGUGUGUGUGUGUGUGUGUGUGUGUGUGUGUGUGUGUGUGUGUGUGUGUGUGUGUGUGUGAUUCAGUGCUCCAGUGAAACGACAGGAUGCUGCGUCAGCCAUUCGCUGGCUAUGAGACAGACAGGCCCUGGGCUGGGCUGCACUGCACUGCUGCAGUGGCUGGGGCUGAUGGAGAGAGAGGGAGGAGGGUGAGAGAUGGAGAGCAUGGGUAGGAGAGAUGAGAGAUGGAGGGGAAUGAGAGAUGGAGCAAGGGUGAGUGGGAAAUGGAGAGAGAGAGGGUAAAGAUAAAAAGAGAGGGGUAGAUGGAGGGAAAAAGAAAACAGGGUUACGUACUCCACUCUUGUCUAUACUAAGGUUAUUUAUCGUUAAUGUGACAUAUACGUACUAUAUGUGUGGGUUUCUGUACCUCUUUUUCAGUAUUUUAUUUUGCAGUUGCAUUCUUCAGGUUUAAACCAACUACAGAUGUCAGAGUGUAAGAGACUGACUGUACGGAGUGUUUAGCGAUCACUUCCGUAUGUGUUGAGAUUGUUCUGAGUUUGGCUGCUCUCGCCGGGACUUUGACAUGAUAAAUCCGUCCGUCUGUCUGUCUUUGUGUGUUCUCCGUAUGUGUGUCUAAUUGUCUGUCACUGUGAGUCUACCUUUUUGUUUGUUUGUUUGUCCAUCUGUGUACACCUCUGUCUCUCUGCUUGUGUUUGUCUACUUGUCUGUGUGCCCAUCCGCCCGUCUCUAUACAGUUUUUGCAUGAUGUCAUACUUUUGUGAUGUCAUAUGUGUAAUGUCAUAUUUAUUUGAACUUGCGUUUGCUGACAUUGUGGAAGGGAUCAGGAUCAGCCUUGUGAUUGGUCAGUGGGUCUUUCAUCGAAUCAUUAUGAGUGGUGUAUUCACCGGCAUGUACAACUCCUAUUUAACGACUGGAGUAGAGUAGUCUAGCUUUAAAAAAAUAUAUAUAUAAAAUUUAAAAAGUCAAAGACUAUCUGUAAUUAUUUAGAUAAUGUCUGAGUCCCAAAUGGCACCCUAUUCCCGACAUAGUGCGUUACUUUUGAUCAGGGUCCAAAGGGCUCUGGUCAAAAGUUGUGCACUAUAUAGGGAAUGGGUUGCCAUUUGGGACGCAUCCACUUUGUUUGACUGAACAGAAUGCAUGUGUGUAUGUAUGGACUGGCUGCGUGAGUGUUCCGAUGAUGACUGAGUGACAGCUGCUCAAGCACCUCUUUUCCAAUAAGAGGGCCUGCUUACCCUUGCUCCCCCAAUGAUAUCCCUUCAUGCAUGUCCAGAGCAACAACCCCCCUUCUCUGUAUCCUACCCCAAAUUUAUGACUUAUUUUCCGUAACAAUAUAAUACCCCUGAUGUCCUGAUAUGUAUUUGGAUUAUUAUUACAAUUAUUAUAGCUUUGAAAUUACAGUUGAUGUUAGCAAUAAUAUAACACAUUGAUAACUAAAUAUAUGACAUUUAUUGUAUGAUGAUGAUGAUUAUGACAAUGAUGAUGAAGAUUGACAAAGCAAUAUAAUAUAUAUAGAAUGCCAUAUUUUUAUUUGAAUUGUUAUAUUAAUUUUCCUUUUUCCUUUUUCAAUCCAACAGUAUUACUACAGUACUACUACAGUAUACUAGUCUAAACAGUAUAUCGAGUAUAUACAGUAUUAUGGGUAUAUACAGCAUAGUAUCUACUAUAUAUAGUAUAUAUAUAGUAUAUACAGUUUAUACUAGUAACGCUACUGUACUAUUACAGUACUACUACUUCUGCAUCAUUUGUUACAGUCGCUAGUACUUUAAAUAAUACAUUAGAAUGGCUUUUGUAGAAGUAUGUAUUCAUGAAUGCCAGCUUGUUGUUUGUCAAAUUGCAACAAAAUAAAUACACCUUGCUUGCUUACCUCGAAUACCGAGUCUAUA